Eutrema salsugineum is the source of this 1431-nucleotide messenger RNA. RefSeq names its product monooxygenase 1. Gene Ontology annotation, molecular function: FAD binding. The transcript has 5 exons. Bases 92 to 1276 code for a protein of 394 amino acids. The record is from RefSeq and is a predicted model, not a curated record. NCBI's taxonomy places the organism in Eukaryota, Viridiplantae, Streptophyta, Magnoliopsida, Brassicales, Brassicaceae.
AUCCAACUAUAUUACAUACACAUCAGACAAAAAAUACAGUACUUAAACUAAACUCCAGAUCCAAAAUUUCAGCUUUCAACUACUAAAAUAGAUGGAAGAAAUCGGAAUUGUUAUCGUCGGCGGCGGAAUUGCUGGUCUGGCCACCUCCCUUGCCCUUCAUAGAAAAGGAAUAAAGAGUGUUGUGUUGGAGAGAGCAGAGAAAGUGAGAUCGGAAGGAGCUGGAAUCGGAACUCUUACCAAUGGUUGGAGAGCUCUUGAUCAGCUUGGCGUCUCUCAUCGGCUUCGUCUCACCUCUAAUCUUAUUCGCAAGGCACGGACCAUGUUGAUUGAAAAUGGGAAAAAACGAGAAUUCGUUUUAAACAUCGAAGAUGAAGCUCGCUGUAUUAGAAGGAACGAUCUUGUUGAGGCCUUAGCCGAUGCUCUUCCUGAAGAAACCAUCCGGUUCGGUUCUCAAAUUGUUUCUAUAGAGGAGGAUGAAACUACGUCGUUUCCGGUUGUUCACUUAACCAAUGGAAAUACGAUUAAAGCCAAGGUUUUGAUUGGAUGCGAUGGUGCGAAUUCUGUUGUCAGUGACUAUCUGCGGUUAAGCCCGAAAAAAGCGUUUGCUUGUCGUGCGGUGAGAGGGUUCACCAAUUACCCAAACGGCCAUGGAUUUCCACAAGAGCUUCUAAGAAUGAAAACAGGAAACGUCUUAGUGGGAAGGCUUCCUUUGACCGACAACCUCGUCUUUUGGUUUGUUGUACAUAUGCAAGACAAUCAUCACAACGGUACAGAUCAAGAAUCCAUCGCGAACGUGACUCUCAAAUGGGUCGAUAAGUUAUCGGAAGACUGGCAAGAAAUGGUUCAAAAAUGCGACGUAGAGUCAUUAACAAUAACACACUUAAGGUACCGUUCUCCUUGGGAGAUCAUGUUCAGGAAAUUCCGUCGUGGGACUGUGACUGUAGCUGGCGACGCAAUGCACGUGAUGGGUCCAUUCUUGGGACAAGGUGGCUCGGCCGCGCUAGAGGAUGCGGUCGUUCUUGCUAGAUGUCUAGCUAAGAAAGUGGGUCCGGACCAUGGAGAGGAUUGUUCGAUGAAAAACAUUGAAGAAGCUAUUGAUGAGUAUGUGGAAAAACGUAGGAUGAGACUAGUUGGGCUUUCGACGCAGACUUAUUUGACCGGACGUUCCUUGCAAACGCAGUCAAAUGUUGUGAGGCUUAUGUUUAUUGUGUUGUUGGUAGUAUUGUUUGGGCGUGAUCAGAUUCGUCAUACUAAAUAUGAUUGUGGCCGUCUCUAGAAACUUUGUGGACAGUUUAUGAAUUAGUCUAGUGUGAGGUUGUGUGCUUUAAUUUUUUUUUUUUUUGGUGUGAUUAUGAUCAUUGCUUCUAUUAUACGUAAUAUAUUAAGUUAUUAUAAUUUGAUUUAUAUAAAACAGCAUCAUACUUUUAAAUG